GCAUGCCUGGACGCAUGCAGCGCAUGUCCGCGUUUUCGACCAGUUUGCCCAAAUGGCGAAAUUGCGCCAGUCUGUUGUAGUAUAAAGCGCCAGCUCCUCCGUACGGUACACAUAUAGUAGACACGCUGGUGCCUCGCGGUCGGCCAGCAUAGCCAGGAGUGGUUUACCGUCGUAUUUCGGGCUCAGAGCAUGAAGGUGCUAUGCGUUGCGGAAAAGCCCUCAAUAUCCAAAGGUGUUUCCAACCUUCUGUCCAACGAACGCUGCAAUGUGCGCAACACCGGAAACCAAUAUAUCAAGAACUAUUGCUUCGAGCAGACGAUGGGGGGACAGCGGUGUCAAGUCGUUAUGACCGCGGUCAUGGGGCAUAUCAAGGAAACACAGUUUCGUGACGAGGUGCAAUUCAAGAACUGGACCGCAACGCCGAUAAUGCACUUAUUCGAUGCCGAGACAACAAAGGUGGUCAAGAACGAGCAUAAGGAGGUUGCCAAUAACAUUCGCAAGGAAGCCCGAUACGCUCAAAUGCUUGUGAUAUGGACAGAUUGCGAUCUGGAGGGCGAAAACAUUGGUGCGGAGGUGAUGGAGAUUGCGCAAUCAGGGAACCCCCGGAUUCAGGUGAAACGAGCGCGGUUCUCUGUCAUUCAGGAGAGGGAGAUCUACCAGGCUUGGAACAACCUGGUGCCCCUCAACAUGAGGUUGUCCGCCGCAGUGGAUGCGAGAUCAGAACUGGACCUGCGCGUUGGAGCUGUCUUCAGCAGAUUUCAGACGCUCACGCUGAAAGCGGCCUUUGCUUCUCUGCGAGAGCAACGUGUCAUCAGUUAUGGCCCAUGUCAGGUGCCUACAUUGGCAUUCAUUGUAGAACGAUACAUGAAGUUCCAACGUUUCAUCCCGGAGGAUUUUUGGAAAAUCAAUCUGUCUAUCGCCAAGGAAGGGAGUGUGGCCAAAUUCGAGUGGACAAGAGACCGUCUUUUCGAUCAGCACCUCACACUGGUGCUAUACGAGCUAUGCAUGGACAAUCCGAUGGCAACCGUAGUAAACGUCUUGUCGCAGCCAAAAUCAAAAUGGGCUCCUUUACCGUUAACAACGGUGGAGAUGCAGAAAGCGGCUUCACGGUUUCUGCGCAUCAACUCGGACAGGGUUAUGUCGGUAAGCUCAAAGCUUUUGCACCCGAAAGCUAAGCUUGCCCUGAUAUUCUCGCAGCUCGCAGAGGGUCUCUACCAGCGUGGUAUACUCAGUUAUCCUCGUACCGAAACGGAUAUAUUUGCGGACAACUUUGAACUAGAGCCUCUUGUGCAAGCUCAAACGAACGAUCCCACGUGGGGGAACUAUGCACGAGGGCUUGUUGCUGGCAAAUUCGUUCGGCCGCGAAAGGGGCGAUCUGACGAUAAAGCCCAUCCUCCAAUCCACCCCGUAAAAGGGGCGGCGGAUCUGCAAGGAGAUGAAAAACGCUUGUAUGAGUUCAUUACGAGGCGAUUCCUGGCUUGCUGUUCGAAAGCAGCUACAGGCCAUGAGACCGUAGUCACGGUAGAUGUUGCAAACGAACGGUUCACGGCAAAAGGACUGAGCAUUCUGGAACGGAACUAUCUCGAGGUUUAUCCAUACGAUAAAUGGUCAGAUCAUACCAUUCCAAACUUUGUCCAAGGAGAGCGAAUCAUGCCCGCCGAGUUGAAGAUGACUGCCGGGAAAACUACAGCUCCCGAUCUACUGACUGAGGCUGACUUGAUCGGGCUGAUGGAGAAAAGUGGCAUUGGCACGGACGCUACUAUUCAUCAGCACAUCAAAACGGUACAAGAUCGAGAUUAUGCAAAUAAGGAGGGGCAAUAUUUCGUUCCGUCCAUUCUGGGCAUGGCCCUAAUAUGUACAUAUGAGGAGCUGUCAGUCGAUCUGUCCCUUCACAAGCCAUACUUGCGGAGUCUGAUGGAAUCGAACAUGAAACGGAUCUGCGACGGAACCCGGACAAAAGAUGAGGUUGUAGAGGAAACCAAGGAGAUGUAUCGAGAAGCAUAUAUGAAAACAAACUCGCAGAAACAGCUGCUCAUACAGGUUCGCUUGCUUGCAUUUGUGGACGUUAUUUGAGCGAUCCAGACCUUGCUCAGCCACGGCAACCGGUCAAUAAUGCUGCGGAUGAUGACUUCUACGACUUCCC
Messenger RNA from Fimicolochytrium jonesii, 2143 nucleotides. RefSeq names its product DNA topoisomerase. The record is from RefSeq and is a predicted model, not a curated record. Gene Ontology annotation, cellular component: nucleus. Gene Ontology annotation, molecular function: DNA binding; DNA topoisomerase type I (single strand cut, ATP-independent) activity. Lineage: Eukaryota; Fungi; Chytridiomycota; Chytridiomycetes; Spizellomycetales; Powellomycetaceae. Bases 190 to 2073 code for a protein of 627 amino acids. The transcript has 13 exons. Gene Ontology annotation, biological process: DNA topological change.